UCUUUUUAUUUAUAGUAUUUCCAAUGGGGAAAUUAGCCAGUUGAAUAUACUGUCAUUCAGAGAAUGAUAUAAUAGGUUAACAGAAUCUAUGUUUAUUGUACAGUCCUCAUUCUGGUUGUUUAUUUGUUAUAAAAAAUGGCAAUAGCAAAUGUCCAACUUAUCUUGUAGAAAUGUUCUGAGGACAAUCUGUAUAGUUUCUGGAGGGAUAUUUUGAGUUCAUUAGAAGGAAGACACUAUAAAAACAUAAUGUGGUACUAUAUAUUUUCAUUAGGUAUUUCAGGAUCCAAAGCUAUCAUUUAUUUUAAAACUAUUCUUGAUUAUUUUAAUCCUAUAGAAGCAAAAAGGCAUUUGCAGACAUAUUCUUCUGUCCAUUUCCCUGUCUCUAAUUCUAUUUACAAACAACAAAUAACUUAUUUAUUUAUGUUUUCCUAUGUUCUCUGUGACAUUGAUAAGGAUCACAAAAUAUUACAGAGAAAUCAGAGCCACAGAAAGAUAGAAAAUAUGGUGAAAAAUCAAAAGGAAAAUUAAUAGUUGAAAGAAAAAUAUUCAUAGGACAUGGAAAUCUAGAAAGAAUAAAGCUGAAAGAGACACCGAGGUAGCAGUAAAGGUAAAAUUAGAAAUAAUCUUGGGUGAUAUGCUGCUCCCCCAAAAUAGCCAAGUUAAUUUUUGACUGUGUAUGAAGAGGCAUUCCCCCAGGGGAAAGGAAAGGAAAAUGUAAAUAUUUGAAAACAGGCAAGGAAGGUUACAGAGCAUUGAUAGCUUCUGAGUUCUUACAAGUAGGCACAGGUUGCUUUGGCUGCCACAUGAAUGACAGGUCACUCUGCCAGACUGGUUCUACCUGGGGCAACAUGGAGUGAGUGCUGCAGCUAAGGCUCACACACUUCCUGCCCCCUCUAAAGGUGCUCCCUUAGGUGCCUCUCUGGGUGUGCCUUCACUCAUGCUUUCACUCAGUAAAUUGUCGCUGUGUAUCAGACAUCGCUCCACGUGCCAGGGAUACAGCAGUGAAUUGCAACAGAUAAAGGUCCCACCCAGAGCUUACAUUCUAGUAGGGGAAAUAGACAAUACACAAGAUAAAUAAGAAGUUUACAUAGAAGUUUAUUGUCUGUCUCCCCUACUAGAAUGUUAAGCUCCGUGUAGGAGAAAAUAUAAAGCUGGAAGAGAGGACCUGAAGUAUAUGUAUGUGGAGGAAAGGAUAUGAAUUGUGGAACCCACUUUACCAAUCCUCUAAGGCUUAUAUUAACCAUAUAGCAUAGUUACCAGCAAAUUAUUAAAGUUAUUCCACUGUUCCUGAAGUGGCAUAUAUAGGAAAGUAUACCAUUAGAACAGCACUCUGGGGUUCACAGACAAGGUUGCUUAUGUCCACAGGUGAAUGGACAGAAUCUUGCUACCCCAAACCCCUCUUAUCUGACUUUAAGGGUGAGGGGAUCUUGACAUGCCUGUGACCUCUUUGCAUUGCACAAGGCACACAGGAUGGAAAGCUCUGCCUUACAGUGUCAUUUUUGUAUCUGCUGUUAAGGAAAGACCUGAACCUAGAUGCACUACAACUAUGUUGUCUAGGUGCCUGAUACCUAUCAGAACAUUUCCUGCCAGAGCUUAUAGGCAUCAUGUUUUUUCUUGCCCUACCAUGGCUUAGAUAGGCUUUUCUCUAUUAUUUCAGCUUACCUAGAACACUUGAUAUAAAUUAGGCACCUCACAAUUAGAAAGAUAAUAGUAUAUAGUAAAUGUUUUGUGUUUUUUUUUAAAAAAAAAAAAAAAACGGAGAAUAGGAAGGAAAAGAAAAAAACAAACAAACAUAGUAGAUGUCUUCUGGGUUAAAAAUUAAACUUGCAAAGUUCCUCUACUUAGAUGGGCCUUUCUCGGUUUUGGAUGUAGAAGAAGGGGCCCAUUGAUAAUAUGCACCUGACUGCCAAGCCUCAUUUCCUCACCAAAAUGUGAAAUGGAAACUUAGCAAUUACAAGGUGAAUUUGAAUUGUAGACAACAUGCUAAUGUAACUCUAAUUUUUCUUUGCUUAAAUAGUCCAGAUUGACUGUGUAAACUGAGCGAAUUUACCGAAUAUUUGCUAACUAGUCACUUCACUUUAUUGCUAAAAAUCUCUCUCGAGGAAAUGACACUAAGGAGUUAUAUCUCUUCUUUGUUAGUGAAUAAUCAUUUCCUUCUAAAGAUAGCAAUGAAAAAUCAACAGUAAUUGCCUCUAGAAUGUGGUGUCAUUCAGAAUGUGUAGACAAGUUGAGUUGUCUAAUAUGAUUUUAGACACAGCUCAAAUUAAUUAGGUAAUUGAAAAAUCUAUACUUUGCCUUGUAAACAGAUCUUAAAAUUCAAGGCAAAUUAGCAUAUACGAUACUGUUCUACUUUAGACUACAUGUACUGCUCAAGAAUUGUAGCAGUCUCCUUUCCAUUCAAAAAAUAUAUAUUCUAAUCCUUUAAGUGAUGUUUUUCAUUAACUAAAUAGCACUUUUCAGGCAGUUUUGUUCAUUACUAUAGAAUUGGCCUUGUAGCUUUUAUUUAUCCAUUUCCCUAUUCAUUAUUCUAUCCCACCUUAUAAUUAUUAGUAUAAGGGAUGAGUAUUCUAAAAGUUGACCACCAAGAACUCUGUGUUUUCAAUGAAUCAUGCAUUACAAAUAGCAGGAAUCAAGAACUCUGGGGAAAUAAUUAAUUAGAGAAUCAUUUAAAGUAACCUAUCUAAAUAGAGGAUCUUCAUUUAUGUAGAUUACUAAUAUAUAAUCAUUUGCCCUGAUUAUAUUUAUUUAAUCAGGUCCAAUAUUCUAUGAUUUUGACUAUCAGUUUUCCUGUAAUCACAGUGAAUGUAAGUAGUCUCACUCCAGAAAUCUCACUUUAAAAAAAUUAAAAAUAGCCACCAUGUUUUUUACAGCUUUCUGAACCAAUUUGUGAAAAAUCCUUCGAAGAAUUUGGCAGUAAAGGUGGCAACUCUCCUUUUACUGAGCUAACUCUUCUCUUUAAAGAUAAAAAAAUUUAAAACUAAUUAUUUUUGGAAUGCCAAAAUAAAUAACUGAAUAAUAAGAAUUUGUAUUUGUACUUUAAGUUAUACAUUUUGAGUUAAUAUGGAAGAGCUAUUACUUUUACUGCCUCCAUAGCAGUGUCUAAUGGCUCUUAAUGCCAUGUCCAUAAUUGUUGGAAAAGUAACUCGGAGACCAGUGGUACCUAAGAUAGACAUUUUCAUCCUUUUUAUUAUAUGUUAAGUCUUGAUCUCCCUUCCUAUGGAUAUCUUUGCUUCACUCGUCCUCUAUUUCUCCUACCUUCUGUCAGCUCUGUCUGGGUCACUGCUCUUGAUGGAUCCCUCUGUGUCUGUCUAUUGACACUGCCUCUUUCAUCUGGUUUAGUCUCUAUGUAUGACUCUGUUCUUAUGGUUUUUGUCUGCCGUGUCUCCCUGGUUUCCAGGCUCCCACACCUGAAGACUCUUUGUCCUGCCAGCCUUUGGAAUCCAUCUCUCCUAGCCCACGUGUCUCUGUCUUCCACUGCCUGACUGUUUUUUGCCCAGGUCCACUUGCCCUUCACUUCCCUUUGACUGCGGGCUUUGUGUCUCCCUCAAGCCACAAGGUCACUCUGUCUGCCCUUGCCCAUGCAUUCUCUGUCUGCUCCCAUGUGCACUCUGUCAGUCUGCCCUGUCUGUCAUGUCACAGAAAGACAGACAAGUCACCAGUGAUAUAUCUGUCUUCUGGCCAAAAUACUCCCAAAGUGUACCUUUUCAGAGAACCUGCAUUGCUUUCAAGAGGUGACUUGAAACAUCUAAAAAGAAUAUUCUUUGGUACUAAAGUGAACAUUGAAAGUGAACAUUAGGCAUUAUAAAGAGGCCAAAUAUGUUUUUUUAUUUAUAAAAUCUCAAGAUGUUUGGAAUUAAUUAUCAAUGCUUUAAAAGCAAGGGUGUAAUUCUUAAAAUUUUUAUUUUAUUAUAUUUCUUAAAAUAUAGUCCUUUUCUGAAGGAAAAAAAAUUCUAUUUAAUGAUAAAUUUUGAGACAUAAUUUGUUUGAUUAGUGACUUCAGUUUGUAGGUGUGAAAAUUAGAGGAGUGUGGGUUAAGGACUUAUGAGCUCCUUCAGAAUCCAAAAGUAACUCUUAGUUUACUGACAUCCUUUUUUAUUAAAUAGUACUCUGAUGCUGAGAGUUAGUGCAUCUUCUGAAAGUAUUUACCUUCCUUCCACAUUAUUGUAAGAACCUGACUUGUUACUCUAGAUAUGUAUUCCAAAUGAAUAUACUUGUCAUUUACUUGUCACUUCAAACUGUUUAACAGUAUUAAGCUAGCCUUUAUCAUGAAGAUCUUUGGAUUGGUCAUGACUGUGGGAAAUUUGUUUUCUCCCAAAUAUAGAGAGAGUUAAUUCUAUUAAUGUAAUGUGGACAAAUGAAUGUCUACAAUCACAUUGUCUAUAAAAUGGGGUAAGACUAGUACCAUCUCAUUGGGUUAUGUUAAGAAUUAAGUGAAAUAAUCUAUAUAGAACUCUUAAAAUAGUACCUGGCAUAUAGUAGGAACUUUAUAAUUACAGGCAGUCAUUGCCUCUUCUGCUAUACACAAAUUUUAGUUGCCAUCUUUAAGUAACAUCAAUCCCUUAGAAAACAAGGUUCAAAUUUCAGGUAACACAAUGUAUUAACUGUGAGCAAUUGCAUUAAGUACAAACUUUGCCACUAGCCCUUCAGUCCACAAAUCUCUGUGUGAAUGACAGACACACAUCCUGAUCAAUGGCCAAUCAUAUCACUUCUUUCAAAAUCUGUUUUUAGUUCAUGCACCACAGAUAGCAUUGUCUCCCAUUUUUACAAAAAUGGAUUAUCAAAGGAGAGACUUGAGCAACAAAAAUGACAAUGCAACAAAGAAAUGAAACACUGGAAAUGAAAUUGGAAAGUAUUUAUAGCAAAAAGGAUGAAAAUGUCCCAGAGGAAGUGACACUGGCAAAAAUAACAAAGCAAAAGAAAAAAAUCUUUCACAUUAAAUGAACUCCCAGAGAUAUUUCACAACAUUGAAAGUGCAAAGGAUAUGUUGGAAGCUGAUCCAAACUUAGGAGUGUGACAUUUUGCCCAGUCCUAGAAAAGAUAAGCUUGAAUAUAUCAUAAGUUUUAUGAUGAGAAGGCAGCAAGCACUGAUCAAUCUACUUUAAGUUUUGUACGAAGGAAUAAAGCACUUUAAUUCUCAUUGUUUCUAAUGUUUUAAAUUAUAGUGUACUAAAUAAAAUUAGUUUUACUAUUUUUUCAUUCCCUUAUUCAUUUUUAACUGACAAUAGAGGCUUUUUGACAUUUUGACAAAAAAAUUUUAAUGAUCACAAAACAAUCAUGAUUUUUCUUACUGAUUAUUAUCAUUUUGCAUGAUUUCAGCUUGUGGUGGUCAUUGUUAUUGUCCCACACUACUAUGCAAAGCAAGGACUUCCUGUAGUUGCUUUUAUUACUGGCAAUUAUUUUGUCCAGCAAGUCAUGUACUAUAGUUUCAGGGAAAUUGUUCAUUGCUUUUCAGUAUUUGAGAAUUCAAAAUCCUUGUCAUUUCUCUCCUGCUUCUGUCUUUGUAUUUCUAGAUUAUCUAAGUCCUAAUUCUAGUCAUGUCUUGUCAUAGGGCUAUCCUCAGAGCCUCCUACUAUAUCUUCUACAAAAGAAGUUUUUAAACUCUUCAUUUUACUAUUCUUCAAUAUUCUAUCCUAUUUCUUCAUUCUCCAAAAUCUUCCACUUUAAUUCCAUGCUAACCCUUUCUUUUAUUCCUCUUCCUGCUAAUAUCUUAUCUUUCCAUACUCUCCUUCAACCCCUGAAAGCCUAUCAGUUCUUUAAUACAUUGCCUUUUUUUCAAAAUGAUACCUGCCCUAAAAUAUAUCCUUAAGAGAAACUUCUUUAAAUUUAUUGGUUUCUUCCUUAUGUUUCAUCUAUAUUUCUGUCAAUCAUAAAAGACCAAUAUCUUUCUUGAAUUCAAAUUAUUGCACAAAAUUCUAUAUGAGUAAAACAUAAAAUCCUAGCUGACAGUUGACCAUAUUAACAUUUGCCAAUGAUGCCAUGAUUGGCAACAAAAUAAAAAUUAAAACUACAUGCUGUGCAUUUUCACUGUAUAUACUUUUGCAUUUCUUGAGCCAUGUAGAUGUAUAGUUGAAUAUUCAAAAAAGAGUAAAAUUUACAUGAAUAAAUAGUGAUAAUAGAAAUUUUGCUUUCAAUUUUCCAUUCACAGUUAGUUUGAUAUAAUUACUUCCUAAAGUUCUGAGGCUUUCAAAAGAUGAAACCUUCAUCUGCCUGAUAUUUUCUGCACACAUAUAGAUUGAAAAUCAGGCUACUGGCAGCUUGAACAAUGGACUCUAGUCAGUUAAAUUUUGAUUUGGGCCUGAGUCUUUUGCUCAAAAGAGAGGCUGACAACCUGGUUGAUUCUCUUUAAGACCUUUGGAAUUACGGUGAGGUGACUCUGGAAGGAGAUUUAGUUUAAUAAGCUGACUGAAUACUGUUUAAAGCUUUGUCAGGUUUAAAAUGUUGAAGGGAGUUUUAAUCUACAUAUUUGGGUACAUUCUGCUUAUCAUUUUUAGUCUGGUACUACCUCUUGAAUUUUCCAUGGUCAUUACUGCAUUUAAUGUUACCUGAUUUUUCAAAAAAAAGGUUCAUCGUCUCUUAAAGAGAUUCCAGAAAAAUCCACAGAGGCCCCAAACUUAUGAUGGCAAUAGCAGCAAAGUCAAUUAAUUUGGAAUCUCUUUUAAAAACAAUAAUUCUCACAGCACCUAAAAGAGUUAUCUGCUAAAGUAAGUAGUAGUAAGCAGAUAUUCUAUUCGAGUUCUCACCUACUUCUUUGAUCCCAUGUCACAUCCAGAAUUACUGGUUUCACUGGUCAUAAGCUGUCAUUUCUGUUAGUGUAUUUUACUGUGCAUUGUAAUAGAAAAUUUUUUGUUAAGCCAGUUUUGCAUCUCCUGCUCUAAAAUGAAAGCAUAGUGAAAAUUUGAAUGUAGAAGACAGUGACUACACCCUGACUAGAGUAAUCAAUGCAAGAACAUCCUUAAAGCUUUUCUUCUGUAACAAGGGCAAACUCAGCUAAAAAGUUUGUUUAAAUCAUGCUUGGCAUAACAAGAACCUUGAACUGUAUCUAUCUUUGACUGUAUGUGAAUAUACCUGACUCAUCACCAUAGUGCCUUUCAACUCAGCCCUACUCAGCUCAACUAUUUUUCUUGCCUUAUACAGAUAUUUAAAAUUCUUUAAGGCUUCCAGUGAAGGCUAUAGGGUUUUUAUACUUAAUAUUAGUUUAUAGCACAGGAAUCUCAUAGCUCAUGAAUAUCUCAGAUCUGCAAAAUAAAACGGAGGGCCUUUUCUCUGUAUACUCAAAAUCUCUUUGUAGCCUCUGACUGUGUAGUUGUGUCAUACUGUGUCGUGAGCAUUUAUUUCUAAGCAGCAAUUACAUCACAGCAGAGCCAUUUUUUUUUAAAUACUAAAACGAACAACAACAAAAAGAAGUAAUGACGAAAAAGUCCUUCAUAAUCGCAAUCUGAAGUUAAGGAAGUCAAGGAAAUUCUAUGUCAGCAGCACUACUGCAUUCUAGCUUUUCUCUACAUGUUUUAUAAGAGUAAAAGCAUCUUAUAUUACUGUAUUCACAAAUAGCUGUCCUUUUGCCCAUCUUCUGUUAUCUCCUGUGUAGAAAAGUGCUAUUGUUAUCUAUUAUGAAAAUUAUCUCACAGAGCAAUAAAUGAUCCUAUUUAGUAUCUACAUUCAUUUGAUUAGCUCUUUUUCCAUGUAGUUACAACUUUAAUGUUCUUAUUAUAUGUACUUUAUCAGUUUUUGUUAAUUGCCUAACUUAUCUUUGAUGUCGCCCUUUGUCUUAUAUAGUUGAGUACUUAAAGAUCCACAUAAAGCAUGACAGUUUGAUCAUUUCAGUGUAUUUUCCAAUGAACUAAAUUGUUGCGAAGUGUAGUGUUCACUCUCUCACUAUGAGGUGGGAGGCAUCUUUCCUUAAAGAACUCGGCUGCCAGAAUUUUUCUGGAUUCAUGACUUUACUUCCUAGUUCCAGAGAGGCACUUCCCAGCAACUGAUCUCUGAAUUUUGUCUCCUGCCUUUGCCUUUUUCUUGCUCCUUGACUAAUAUGAUUCUUGGGGUCCUACACUUGCCUCGCUGAGUGGCAAUGCCUUUACACCACAAUGCUUGGUCAGUGCUAACUUACUAGGACACUUACAGAGUGGGGAAGACAAAAAAGGUCAGCACCAUCUAGUGUCCCUUGCCCUCUCUGGCUUGGAUAUCAUUUUUAGAUCUUCUGGUCCGCUCUAUUGUUUUAAUUGCACUCAGAAACUUUUGGGGUUUUUUUCUUUUUCUUUUUCUUUUUUUUUUGUUGAGACUACUAGAUAUGUGGGACUUCUCAUAGACCCUUGAACAAAGCCCUGUUGUUCUCUAUCUGGAGCAUGAGCAGCUUUGGGAGAGAUGCAUUUGGAGAAAUGAUGAAGCAAGGAUCACCCUAGCCAAUGAAAUAACUCACCAACAGAAAGACAUAAGUCAAAGGCAGAUCGCCCUCACCUGCAGAUGUUUUCAUGGACUAACAUGAAAACAGAGCUGUGUGGAUAAUUCAUGCAUUAACAUAUUGUUUGGCUUAAAUACAAAAUAAAUGGCAUCUAUGAUAUCCAUUUGGGAGGUUCCAUGUCUCCUAGCUGGAGAGCUAAGACAUGAAACUCCUGCUGACUGUUUACAGCAGCAAAUGUAUCUUGAGUGGAAAAGGCAGUAAGUUCAAAGAGGAGGGAGAUCUGUGGUCCAGAGUAUGGGGGCAAGGCUUCCCAAAGAGGUGAAACUUGAACCUAGCCCUCCGAGGAUGUUUGUUAUUAACUCUGCCUCCACAGCUUCCUGCUUCUCACCAUCAGUGAAUCUUGGCAGUUGGUUUUGCCUUCUUUGAAUAGGGAAUACUUAAGGAGAGCCUAGUAACACAAAUCCUGAUACUUUUAUGCAUUUCUGUGCAAAACAACUCUUUCAGAAAACCACUCUUAAUCCAAAUAUCCUAAUAAUAGAAAACUCUUAACUUCUCUUUGGGAGCAUGUAUCUGUCCUGCUCUCCUGACAGUUUUUCUUCUCUCCAUUUAGAUUAUAAAUAUAUGGGGGCCUGGGACCAUGUGUUUCUUAUCCGUACUUUGUAAUUCCCUAUGGAUAAGACUGGCCUGAUUCUUACAUUGUAAUCUAAUCACUUACUAAGAGGUCCCCGUAUUUGUUGAAGGUGAUGGAUUAGCCUUUCAAGCUCCCCAGCCUAAACGGCACUCGUUGUCUUGGGCAUUCCCAUCAGCUGCCUUCCUCUGAUCUCUAUUUCUGUUCCAACCAAAUAUGCUCCUGUUUAUUUUCCCUGACCACCCCCUUUCCAUAACACAUUAAAUAUACUUUUAAGGAGAUAGCAAGACUUCCCUUAAGAAUAUGACCUUUUCUUUGUGACCGCAUAUAUACAGAAACCGGGAGAUAUACACGUUGGCAGAUGAGAUCUGACCAACUACAAGGAAAGCCUUAAGUGAGAGCAUCCAAGUAAAUUUUAAAACCCAUCAAGUUAAUAUAGCCUUACUUUUUAGCUUAGUAAAUGUUUUAGCCACUAUGUUUUAAUGCAAUGUAAGUAUAAUAAAGCUUUGCUUAAAUUCAUUUGAACUCACCUUUCUUCCAAUUCAUUAAAAACAUCUUUGCUCCAGUAUUGUUUCUAAACAACUAAUGAACCUUUUCUGUAUGGUUCUCUUAUGUCAAUGGGCUGUUUUCAGUCUGUGGCCUUACCAUAUGUAAUUACUCUCUCUCUCCUUUAUCCUUCUUUGUGAUCCACCUUUCAUUCUGUUUAGCAGACACUGGGUGGUUUGUGAUUUUGAAAAAAAAAUAGCAUGUAAGUAUACCUGGAAAGAAUAGGUAGAUACCAGCAAAAUUAUUCUUAGGUAAAAUUCUGUAUAUUAUAAGUUGUUUUUCAUAGACUUUCAUCUUAAAAUCGAAUUCAAGGCAGUUAUAGAUGUCUUGUCACCAUUAAUACUACAGAGAUUCAUUUAACAUGAAACAAAUAUUUCUUGACUUCCCACUGUGUAUCAGAUACACUUGCAGGUGCUUGAAGAUCUAGCAGUGAACAAGACAGACAAGGACCCUGCCCUUAGCCAGCACACAGACUAGCAGAGGUUACAGUAGAGAUAUAGACAACAGAUAUAUAAUCAAAUACACAGCCUGUAGAGAUGGCAAUGGAUUUCCUGAUCCUUCUUUUCCCUCACCAUUGCUUCAAGGUCAUAUCUAUAACCUGUAGUGUUGAGUUGGAUGUAGUCUCAUGGUGCUACCCUCAUCUAGGAAGAAGCGUUUAAGGGCCUUGUUCUAGUACAAGAAGGAAAAGAGGUACCUGGGAGGGUCAAGUUUUUCAUUUUUAAACUGGAAUUAAAUUGGCUUUAGUCUCAGAAUUAUAAACGUAAGAAUUCAUUCACUCAUUCAGCACCGUUAUUGAGUACUGUUAUCAGUCAGGGUUCUGUUAUGUUCCAGGCUUGAUAACUCCUACAUGCAUGCCCUUAACAACCUCACACUCUAACUCUAGUUAGAGAGACAGAGACAUAAAGUAAAUAACUAUUGAUAUUUACUAUUAGUAACAUUAUUACUAAUAAUGUUACAAUAAAAAUGUAUAUUAAGUAGAAGGGGAGCACCACAAAAGCAGUAAUAAAUCCUGUCUGCCCGGGGGAAGGCCUCACAUAAGGUGACAUCUAAACUGAGUCUUAAAGAUGACUAAAGUAUAACAUGCCUCGUUUAUUCAGCAAAUGUUUACUGAGCACCUUCUGUAUGCCAGGCACUGUUGUAGGAACUGCAGACACAGCAGUGAACUAGACAGAGUCAUUGCUCUCUUGGUAGCAGAGAUGUGGACAAUAAAUAGACAGAAAAUUAAAUAUGUAUUAGGUGGUAAAACAUGUUAUACCAAAAAUUAAAGUAGGAUAAGAAAGGGAACAGGGAUCGCAAGGGAUACUAUUUUAAAUAGAGUAGUCAGGGACAUCUUCUCUAAUGAGAGACUCUUUGAGCAGAAUCCUAAAUGAUAUGAGAUGAGACCAAGAACCAGGGGGAAACCAUUUCAGCCAGAAGGAACAGCAUGAACAAGAGCAUGAUGUGUAUGAAAGCAUAGCAUCUUUAUUGCAAAGUGAGAUAUUCUCUGCUGGAGCAUGGGGUAAGAUGUGAGGGGGAGGGGGAGGAGUAGUGUGGGUGUGACUGAUUGAGGCUGGCAAAGAAGAAAGGGUCCAAAUGGUGAAAAGCCAUGUGUACCAUGCACAGGGCUUUGUGUACCCACAUUGUCAAUUGGGGGAAUGGGGACUAGAUUUUGAAGAUAUUUUAAGAGGAAAAUAAUAUGGUUAGAUUUUCGUUUGAUUGAGUUGGGUGUAGUUAGGUGUGGUUUUUAGAAAAUUAUCUUUAGCAGCAGUAUGCAAGAUAAACAUGAAGGAGAAGCAUAAGCCGAUUAUAAGGUUAUUAUGAUAGUACAGAUGAGAAAAUAUGUGUCCUAAGUUAAAACAGUAAGGGGAGACUAAGAAGGAGAUGGUAGCGUUCAGAUGCUAUAGGAAACCUGGUGUAUAAGAUUUGGUGCCCUACGGAUUGUGGGAAAUGUCAAGAAUAGCUCCUAGGUUAGAGCUUAGGUGACUGAGAGGUGAGAAUGCUAUUAACCAGCUCAAGGGUCCCUGAAGGAGAGGCAGGUUUAGAAGUUCAGAUAAUAAAUUUGAUUUGGGGCAAUGGAAAAUAACUGGAAAUUAGAAGAGAAGUCAAGGCUGGAAUACAGAUUUGACUGUUACCUGCAUUUCAUGUAAAUUUUAAAAGGAGAAGGAGCAAGAGUAGCCAGCAUAGUCAGAUAUUACAGAGAAGUUUAGUAGUAUGAGCACUUUGGAUUUGACAGUUGGAAGGUCACUGAUGACUUCAUGAUCUACCAAUUUCAGUAGAUGUGAGUGGAGGCAGAGCCACAUCAUGAUUGGGUUAAAGAAUGAAGAAGUAAGAGGCUGUAAUUGUCCAGCUGAUGUCAUUGUCCUCUUCCUCCUUGGAAGCUUUGAACUGAAGGUCAGGUCUUCUUUUCCCCCUCCCUCCUUAGCCUUCUCCACUCAGGGGCCAGAACUGGGUGCCUGAGUGAGGCACAUGAUGGAGGGACAGACUAAGAUAUUUGGGUCUCUGCUGGGAGAGGGGCCAGGGAUAGAGGAGCCUUGGUGAGUCAUAUAUUGCAGGGAACAUCCUCAGUUGGGGACAGAAGGUUAGGCUAGUUCAGAGACCUGUCUCCAGAGGGGGAAAAAGAUGACACCCACGUGUUUCCGUUAGAUGAGGAUACUCUGGAGCAGGAAGCUGGGGUAGGAUGGGAAACAAGGGACUUUCAAGGCUGGUGGGAGAAACAUGGAAUUAGUUAAGAAACUCUGUCCCAGUAAAGGAGUGGAAUCUGGCAGAGUGUGGGGGUGGGGAUAGAAUCUGAGGUAGUAAACUGAUGCUGACUAGAAAUUCAAGCAGGAUGCCUAGAUUUCUUAGGGCACAGGGACUGACGAUGUGUAAAGAGGGACUGUUGGCAGUUCUUGUGACCGUAAGAUAGCACUGAGGAGACAGUUAAUGAAUUGUGGGGUAGUCCCAGCAAUACCUGGAAUGUAGAUGUUUAACAAAUAUUUGGGAAGCCAGAGGCCAGGUGGGGUGAGAGGUGAGGGUAGUGUCAGGGAGUAGACACCUCAGUUUCUAGAAAGCUGUGAGUAAAUACCAGGGAGAAGAUGGAGGCAGUGGCUAAGAGGAACUCCAGACAGGUUGGAGGUAGAAAUCCCAAAAAGGAGCUUUGCACCUCAGUGGGAGUUGGAAGCAAAGGCCAGGAUGGGCGACCCACUCCCUUAACCCUAGGACCUAAGGAGUGACCACUGGACCUACCAGAGAUUUCCCCACCUCUGCACAAACACACCUUUAGCCUCUGCACACACACUCCCUCGCCUGUAAUGCCGUCCCCGCCCACUGGGGGCGGGGCUCGAGGGCAAGGCUGGUGGCUACUCUGAAGCCUCGAGAGCCAUCAGUUCCUACCAGACCUGUUGGGGGAGCCGUCCUACCCCAUGGCCGGACACAGGCCCUCAAACUUUUACCCCCUUCCAGGCAGUGAGGGGGGCGGCGCCGGAGGGCUGAUGCCUGUGCGGGUUGACCCUCCGACCUGGUUGUGUGCCCAGGCGGCCCCUGGCAGGCUGAUGGUCCAGCAGGGGGUCAGGCCCAGGGUCUGCCCAGGCCCCGAGGUGUGGGGGGUGGCCCCGGGUCCCCUGCUGUACGAAUUCCCGGGCAGGAUGGCAUGCGGGCCUCAGUUCGGAGCCGCUGAGGCAGGGGCCUGGUUCCGAAGCUCCUCCGAGGUCACCUUCCCAGGGCCCUCCCUUGCCCUGCAGCGCAUCCCGAAGUUGGCGCUGCCAGAGGAUGUCCCGGCCAUAGAGAAAGAGAUGGAGCAGCUGGCCAAAGAGCUGAGGCAGAAGAGGAUGAGCCUGGGCUACUCGCAGGCCGAUGUGGGGUUGGCCGUGGGAGCCCUGUUUGGGAAGGUGCUUAGCCAGACGACCGUCUCCCGCUUCGAGGCGCAGCAGCUCAGCCUCGCCAACAUGUGGAAGCUGCGGCCGCUGCUGAAAAUGUGGCUGGAGGAAAUGGAUGAGGAAAACCUUCUGGGCGUAUGCAAAAUGGAGAUGAUUCUGCAGCAGGCUCGGAAGCGGAGACGGGCAAGCAGGGAGCGGCGAAUCGGAAACGACCUGGAGAGACUCUUCCUGCAGUGCCCGAAGCCCACACCCCAGCAAAUCAGCCGCAUCGCUGGGUACCUCCGGCUGCGGAAGGAAGCGGUCCGAGUUUGGUUCUAUAACCGGAGCAAGAUGUGCAGUUGGCCGACCAGUGAUGCCUCCCUGUGGGAAGCCGUGGGGGCAGCUGGGCCUCCUUGCCCCGGGCUACCAAUGUGCUUUUCCCUGGCACCGGGGCUCCACUUUGAUGUCCCCCAUUAUGGGGGAUAUUGCUUUACACCGCUGUAUUCCCCUGCCCCUUUCUCUGCGGGGGUAGCCCUCCUCUCCGCCCCGGCCACCACUUUGGGCCUCCCCAGGCUUUCAAGCUGAGGGGCCUGCCCUUCCAGGGAAAGUCAGAGAGAGGAGAAGGGAAGACCUCUGGGGAAAAUAUUCCUGGGGUUUUCAUUCAGGCUUUUCGCAUUUUCUCAAUUUGCUGUCUAAAGAAGAAGUUAAGAAUGCAUAGUAGGGAAUGGGGGUAGGAGUUACUUAUGAAAAAUUUGGGAGAGAAGUUGAAGUUCCUUGCUGUUUUGUGUUUUUCCUUGUUUUUCCCUAGCAUUUGUUUUAAGGUACAUUACAAUAUAUAUUACUAGAUGGUUUGGA
This is a messenger RNA of Microcebus murinus (gray mouse lemur), 14236 nucleotides long. It is a transcript of the gene POU5F2, whose product is annotated as POU domain class 5, transcription factor 2. Gene Ontology annotation, biological process: regulation of transcription by RNA polymerase II. Lineage: Eukaryota; Metazoa; Chordata; Mammalia; Primates; Cheirogaleidae. The record is from RefSeq and is a predicted model, not a curated record. Gene Ontology annotation, molecular function: RNA polymerase II cis-regulatory region sequence-specific DNA binding; DNA-binding transcription factor activity, RNA polymerase II-specific.